CUUGGUACGUGAUGACCUUGAAAGGACCUUGACCCGGAAAAAUUGCACGCUUUUCACUUUCAUGAAUCCCUCAGAAUUGAUGUCCAUCGAAAACUCUGGGCUGUUAGAUCGUGUCGCUGAUUUAGAAAAGCGGAGUGCUGAGCUGGGCAAUGAAGUUGCUGGCCUGCGAAACUCUCUAGCCGAUUGUCUCCGUCGUCUCAGCUUGCUGGAAUCAAAUAAAGGUACGGCUUUAUGUCAGACCCGACCACAUACUACGACUUCCUCCCGACCUGGAACAACGGUUACGACGACCCCAACUAACAAACCGACUCCACAUCGUUCUGAGGGUGGGCCAAAUCGGCGGGGAAAUUCAAAACCUCGUCCAACCACCAACGUCAGCACUUCGCGAGAUGGACCGGUCGGUUCGCAUAAUCUACAGCGGAUUGGAAAUAAAAGUGCAUCGUCAACUGCGUUGGAUCGCCACGCGUCUACCGGGCCCAAGGAGCCCACAUAUAUUGCAAGCGAGGGUAUCCUUCGCGUUUUCCUUCAUGGACGUGCUAUCAAUGUUUACCUGCCAUCGACAAUUAUGGACAAUUUCGACCUGUACGCUCCACAGCCUGCACCAGAUGAAACAUUGAAAUUGGACUACGGUUAUCGGGGACGUGAUUGUCGAAACAAUUUAUUCUACCUUCCAACCGGCGAGAUAAUCUACUUUGUGGCUGCAGUGGUCGUUCUAUACAACAUCGAGGAACAGUGUCAGCGACACUAUUUAGAACACACAGAUGAUGUAACCAGCAUUGCUCUGCAUCCAGACUGCAUCACGGUAGCCACAGGUCAAGCCGCUGGUCAUGGCAAAAUUCAAGGCAAGCCUCAUGUUCGCAUCUGGAGUUCGGUUGAUCUACGUACGCUACGUAUUCUCGGAGUAGGUGAAUUUGGCCGCGGAAUUUGCUGCAUUUCCUUCUCAAAAACGGAUGGUGGUGCUCGUCUUUGUGUCGUGGAUGACGCCCAGGACCAUAUAAUAUCUGUGUGGGAAUGGCAAAAGGGCAAGAAAAUCACCGAUACAAAGUGUUCCACUGACCCGGUGGUGGCCGCUGAAUUUCAUCCUCUGGACGAAUCAUCUAUCGUAACUUGUGGGAAGAACCAACUCAACUUCUGGACUCUGGAUGGCAAUACUUUGAGCAAGAAGUCAGCCAUAUUUGAAACCGGGAAAAUCUCAUGUGAUAAACCCAAGUUUGUUUUGUGCAUGGCGUUUGCUGAAAAUGGUGAUCUGUUAACUGGCGACUCCUCGGGGAACAUUAUUGUGUGGCGACACGGUUCAAAUCAAAUCAGCCAAAUCUGUCACAACGCCCACGAUGGCGGCAUUUUCUCCCUGUGUGUAACCAAGGAUGGUCGUUUGGUAUCAGGCGGUGGAAAAGACCGUCGCCUUGUGUUCUUUGAUGUUGCUCUAAAUCCUACAGACGAAGUCAAGGAGCUGCCUGAAUUGCACGGUUCUGUUCGGACAAUCAUCCAAGGUCCAGGCGAUGUACUCCUAGUGGGGACGACGCGGAACACCAUCCUUCAGAUUGCUCCCGGCAUGGAGUUUAGUUCACUCAUGUUUGGGCAUUCAGAUGAAUUCUGGGGUCUGGCAAGUCACCCUCAAUCACAUCAGUUCCUGACCGCAGGUAAUGAUCGCAUGGUGAUACUUUGGGAUGCCUUGUCAAAACAGGCUGUAUGGGCCAAAGAGCUCAACGACCCUAUCCAUUGUGCCACCUUCUACCCUCCUUACGCGGAGCAUGUGGAUGGCCUUGUCAAUGGUGAUCGGCCGGAAUCACCGAAUGGGUUUGCGCCAAGCGUUGCACCGCUUAUCGCGCUAGGUUCUACGUCUGGACGUUGGCUUGUGCUCGAUUCCAUACGGCAUGAAGUGAUCGCUGCUCAUUCAGAUGGAAUCGGCGAACAAAUCCAGUGCAUUUCCUACUCCCCGAAUGGCCAGUACAUUGCUCUCGGUUCUCGUGACAACUCCAUCUAUGUCUAUCAGGUUUUGGAGGGAGGUCGCAAGUACAGCCGAGUAGGCCGAUGUUCCGGACAUUCGAGCUUCGUCCUACACAUUGACUGGUCUGCCGAUAGUCGCUACUUACGUUCGGAAUCCGGGGAUUAUGAGCUAUUAUUCUGGACAGGGAAUGAUUGCAGACAGGUGGUAUCUCUCAGCAGUCUUCGUGACGUCGACUGGGCCACGCAAACAUGUACCCUUGGAUGGUGUGUGACUGGCGUGUGGCCGGAUGGUGGAGAUGGGACGGACGUCAAUGCAUGUAAUAUCUAUUCCAAUUCUGCACUUCUUGCUACCGCAGACGACUUUGGCAAGGUCAAAUUAUUCCAGUAUCCUGCCAUCAGACCCAAGGCGGAGUUUCAUGCCUACAAUGGGCACUCUAGUCACGUGACAAAUGUCGCUUUUCUAUACGAUGGAUCCAGACUGAUAUCGACCGGUGGCAAGGAUACUGCUGUGCUACAGUGGGAAGUCUUCAUUACGGUGUCGGAUGAAAUUGACACCAACCCAGCACAACCAUGCAUAUUUGGGCGCACAACGAACGAUUUUAGAAUGAAAAUUUUGUCCUUUUUCGCUAAUUUUGUUUUUCUCGCUUUUUCCGUCGUCUCAGACACAAUAUUAGGGGACAUAUUUUCGUCUCCACAAAUACACAUGCAUUCCUUUUAUUGUUUUGACUUCCUCGUGACUUUGCAUCAACUCAAAGAGAAUAUGAGAAACAAGAAAGAGCAUUAUUUCAUCAGUUUGCUUUCUCUCUGCUAG
Messenger RNA from Opisthorchis viverrini, 2758 nucleotides. RefSeq lists its product as hypothetical. Gene Ontology annotation, cellular component: mitotic spindle. Gene Ontology annotation, molecular function: microtubule binding. Bases 62 to 2758 code for a protein of 898 amino acids. Lineage: Eukaryota; Metazoa; Platyhelminthes; Trematoda; Opisthorchiida; Opisthorchiidae. Gene Ontology annotation, biological process: microtubule cytoskeleton organization. The transcript is spliced from 18 exons. The record is from RefSeq and is a predicted model, not a curated record.